AUGGCAAUUACUACUACAAGCGCAACAAAACUGGCAUUUGAUAGAACGCCCAAUACUAUUUGUAGCGGAUUUAUUGAUGCACAUGGAACAUGGAAUAAUGGUUUUGCAUGUCCAAUUGAAAAUUCAAUCCAAUAUUUCUGUUGUGGGACAGAUACUUCUCGUUCUUGCUGUCCACCUGAUCGUUAUUCAUUUGAAACAAAAUUUUAUACUGAUUCUAAUCAUAUUAUUGAUUAUCCUCAAGUAUAUAAUGGUAUUCUAACGGACGAAAUAACUGCAUCAUUAAUUAAUCAUCAACGAAUGAUUAAUAAACAAUUUCAACAAUUUCAAAAAUAUUUUUUACCUACUUUCUUACUAACAACAACUAUCCUUUUUCUUAUUGGUAUUGCUCUAUGGUUUUGGUUGUACAAACAUAAAAGAUAUUAUUCAUUAACACAAGAUGAUCUCAUUCAAUCGAGAACAUCACAUCGAACUCAUCAUAUUGAUUCUACGUCAAGAUUAGAAGAAAAUAUUGAUCUAAGUGUAGAACAACAAUCUCGAUCUUUAUCAUAUUCAUCAACUGUAGUUUAA
Molecule: messenger RNA, 567 nt
Organism: Rotaria sp. Silwood1
Lineage: Eukaryota; Metazoa; Rotifera; Eurotatoria; Philodinida; Philodinidae
Source: the annotation of a GenBank genome assembly